Messenger RNA from Cygnus olor (mute swan), 1423 nucleotides. It is a transcript of the gene RND1, whose product is annotated as Rho family GTPase 1. Gene Ontology annotation, biological process: small GTPase-mediated signal transduction. The transcript has 4 exons. Gene Ontology annotation, molecular function: GTPase activity; GTP binding. The record is from RefSeq and is a predicted model, not a curated record. Bases 69 to 890 code for a protein of 273 amino acids. NCBI's taxonomy places the organism in Eukaryota, Metazoa, Chordata, Aves, Anseriformes, Anatidae.
CGCGGGGUUGGCGGGCGGGCGGGAGCGGGGAGGGAUUCGGUCGCGCUGCCGCCGCCGCAGCCGCCGCCAUGCGGGAGCGGAGGCCGCCGGCGGCAGCACCGGCUCGGUGCAAGUUGGUGCUGGUGGGCGACGUACAGUGCGGCAAAACGGCCAUGCUGCAGGUGCUGGCUAAGGACUGCUACCCCGAGACGUACGUGCCCACCGUGUUCGAGAACUACACGGCGUGCCUGGUCAGCGAGGAGCAGCGGGUGGAGCUGAGCCUCUGGGACACCUCCGGUUCCCCCUACUAUGACAACGUGCGUCCCCUCUGCUACAGCGACUCGGACGCCGUCCUGCUCUGCUUCGACAUCAGCCGCCCCGAAACCCUGGACAGCGCAUCCAAGAAGGUGGGGGGGCACCCGGUCCCCGUACGUGCGUUCUUCCCCAUGGCCCAGAAAAUCGGGGGGGGGGGGGGGCGCAUUUUGGGGACCCCAGGGUUCCUUCAACUGAUGCCAGCUUCGUGCCCGCAGUGGAAGACGGAGAUCCUGGAUUACUGCCCCACCACGCGGGUGCUGCUCAUCGGCUGCAAGACAGACCUGCGGACGGACCUGAGCACGCUGAUGGAGCUCUCCCAUCAGAAGCAGGCACCCAUCUCCUACGAGCAGGGCUGUGCCAUGGCCAGGCAGCUGGGAGCCGAGAGCUACCUGGAGUGCUCGGCCUUCACCUCGGAGAAGAGCGUCCACAGCAUCUUCCGGACCGUGUCCGGCAUCUGCCUCAGCAAAGCCCCCCCACAGCCCCCCAAAAGCCCCGCGCGCGGCCUCUCCAAGAGACUCCUGCACCUGCCCAGCCGCUCCGAGCUCAUCUCCUCCGCCUUCAAGAAGGAGAAGGCAAAAAGCUGCUCCGUCAUGUGAGGGGGGGAGGAUAGGGAUGCCUUCCCCCUCCCCCCUCGCCAAGCCCCCAGUUCCUGGGACAGGCUGGGGGCCAGAUGGGGCUGCGGUGCCCCCCCCCCCCCCCCGCCCUGAGGAGGAUGGGGUGCUCGCCGCCCUCCCAUCACACCGCUUCCCCCACCAGUACGUGCUGGGGCCCGGGGCUGGGGGGCAGUCCCCCCGGAGCUGCCGUGUGUGUGUUGGGGGGGGGGACACCUGGGGAGGGACCUUGCUCGGUGGCUGCUCCCGAGCCCCCGGCCCAGCGGGAUUCAUCCACGGACUCAUCCUUUUUCUUUGAAUGCCCAGUUGGUGUCUGGCUCUGCCCCAUCCCUCAUCUGCUGCUUGGCCCCGGGAUGCCUCGGGGUGCGCCCCCCCCCCCCCGAGCCCCGGUGGGGAGCGGGGCUCCGGGGAGGGGGCGGCUGUUUUAUAGACUGUCUCUUGGGGUGACUCUGUUCAAUGUUCAGUGUUAUUAAAAAGCUUAUUUAUUAUCGGAAAAAUAUAACAACUACCCACGUGCA